AUGACGACCGCCCGCCAACACCACGAUGGCAACAAUGACACUGUCACCGAGGGAGAUUUCGACACGCCUGUGAUUCAGGACACGCCGGCGACUUCCUUUCGUUCGUUUUUCCCGCCUCUCAAUUUCAUCACGCUUCAUUAUGCAUACUUUGUCGGAACGACUCUUCUCGCCUCCGCCGUAUUCUACGCGUCGUCACAUCCCCACGGCAGCAUCAGCUAUGUCGAUUCUCUCUUCCUCGUUGUCUCAGCCAUGACCGAGGCCGGCCUCAAUACUGUUAACCUCAGCCAAAUGACCAUAUGGCAGCAGGUGAUGCUGUGGCUUCUCAUCAUCAUAGGAAGCACAAUCUGGGUCUCAAUCUGGACUGUCCAUGCAAGGAAACACGUCUUUGAGAAGCAGUUUCGGGAAAUCGUGCAAGCUGAACGGGAGAGAGACCAACGGGAAGGAUGUUUGCCAACCUCACAUGGCUCUAGAGGGAAGGCGGCGGGGGUGACUGGCACGGGAGUUGUGAGCGAAGGCACAACAGCUCGAGUCCGAGCGGUCGACAACCACAUCACUUUCGACGCCGAUAGCAUCACUCGCCGUUCUACGAACUCUGCCUCGAGCAAGUCCAAGCCUUCCCGCCCCUGGCUGACCCUCUUGAGCGCCACAAAAGAAGGCCGCAACUCGCAAUUCCACUCCCUCACAGCUUCAGAACGCUCUCGGCUAGGGGGCCACGAGUACCGCGCGCUCCGCCUGCUGUCCGUCGUUGUCCCCCUCUACUCGGUCCUCUGGCAACUGCUCGGCAGCUUGGCUCUUGGUGCAUGGAUAGCGAAUAACAUGCCGGCGGUGGCGACGUCCAACGGCGCGAAUCCUUGGUGGGCUGGCAUCUUCUUCGCCGUCUCAGCGUUCAACAAUUCGGGCAUGUCGCUGCUCGAUGCCAACAUGGUGCCGUUCCAGCAGGCGUACUUCGUGCUCAUCACGAUGGGUCUGCUGAUUUUGGCUGGAAAUACGGCGUACCCGUUGUUUCUGAGACUGAUAUUCUGGUCGGCGUUGAAGAUUCUCAAGGCAACUACCUCAGAGGGAGUGUUUAGGGAGUUGAAGAGCACUCUGGAAUUCAUUUUAAAGUACCCGAGAAGGGUAUACACGAAUCUGUUUCCGUCCCGGCCGACGUGGUGGCUUUUCUUCAUGGUGGUGUUUACGAAUGGAGUUGACUGGAUGGCGUUUGAGGUGCUGAAUAUCGGAAACCCUGUUAUUGAGGCUAUUCCAGUUGGUGCACGAAUCCUGGACGGACUCUUCCAGGCACUAGCUGUCCGAUCUGGUGGCUUCUACCUAAUCCCCAUUUCCUCCGCAUACCCUGGUUUGCAGGUUCUGUAUGUCAUCAUGAUGUACAUCUCGGUAUAUCCAGUGGUCAUAACCAUGCGCCACUCCAAUGUCUACGAAGAACGGUCCCUUGGAAUCUACGCCGACGAGGAAUCCACCGAUCGCACCCAAGUGUUCGAGAAGCAACACUUUACUGGAGGGGGUAUCAUCGCCGACUUCCUCCGAGAAAACCUUAGCUUCGCUGGCGUCGGCGCCGUCAAACCUGUCGGACCCAAAGGACACGAGUCUCGAACCAGUUUUGUGAGCCAGCAGAUUCGUGGCCAGUUGGCGCAUGAUCUAUGGUGGCUUACGCUUGCCGUGCUCGCAAUUGUCACGAUCGAGACAUCGCAUUUUCUUGGGGACCCUGUGCACUUCUCUGUCUUCAACGUCGUGUUUGAGGUGGUUUCUGCCUAUGGGUGUGUAGGUAUAUCAGUGGGCCUACCCAACGAUGCGAUGAGUUUCUCAGGGGGGUGGAAUACGGGAAGUAAGCUUGUACUAUGUCUCGUCAUGCUGAGGGGGCGGCAUCGGGGGUUGCCUGUGGCGCUUGACCGGGCUGUGAGGCUGCCUGGACAGAGGUUGUUAGAAGACGAGGAAGAAGACUGGCGGUUGAGGAGAGCUAGAAGUCGGGGCGUUGAUAGUAGGACGGCAUAG
Molecule: messenger RNA, 1989 nt
Organism: Colletotrichum truncatum
Lineage: Eukaryota; Fungi; Ascomycota; Sordariomycetes; Glomerellales; Glomerellaceae
Product: cation transporter
Biological process (GO): intracellular potassium ion homeostasis; potassium ion import across plasma membrane
Cellular component (GO): plasma membrane
Molecular function (GO): high-affinity potassium ion transmembrane transporter activity
Source: RefSeq, a predicted model, not a curated record